AUGGCUUCAACAAAUUCCACAGGGCCUUUGUGCCAUGAUGUUGACAACACCAUGCAGGCUUGGGCCGGUUCAUGUCGCGGAGGAUUUGAUUUUACACUGCUUUUUGAAGAGACUAUUUUGCAAAUCCUACCAAUUGCAUUAAUGAUAAUACUUGUCCCCUUUCGAAUCUACCAGCUGUCACAAAAACGGCAAAAGGUGGUUGAUUCAUGGUUGCUUAUGUCUAAGUUGGCUGCUUGGUUAUUCUUACUCGGACUUCAAAUCACCCAAACUGUCCUAUGGGCCUUGCCUUCUGCCGAUGGAACCAAAGCCUCUUUGGCGACUAAUGCCUUGCUGACAAUUGGCUCACUGGUUCUGAUUGUCCUCUCAUACGCGGAACACACUCGAUCUGUCCGACCAUCCUUCAUCUUGAAUGCAUACCUCCUUAUCACGCUGCUGUUUGACGCCGCUCACGCUAGAACACUAUGGCUUCGCUCUAUCAACAGCUUCAAUGAUAUCAUCGCAACUGUCACCUCAAUUGCGAUGUGCGUCAAACUCUUGCUUGUGAUCUUGGAGGCUGUUGAAAAGCGACGCAUCCUCAAGGAAGAGUAUCAAGGCUAUCCUCCAGAGGCAACUUCUGGUUUUUAUAGCCAAGCUAUGUUUUAUUGGCUGAACCCAUUGUUCAAAAUUGGCUACACGAGCACUCUCAAUGUAGAGGAUUUGUUUGCGUUGGACAAAGAGCUUAGCUCUGAGAGACUGUUGACAAUGUUCGAGGAGCGCUGGAAGAAUGUCAAAAACAAGACUGGAAAUUCGCUUCAGUGGGAGUGCUUCAAGGCUGCGAAAUGGCCACUCCUGGCAGCUAUUCCCUCCCGAGCCGCCGUGGUGGCAUUCAACGUUUGUCAACCUUUGCUCUUGACGAGGUCACUUACAUACUUCGACGAGCCGGUUACCCAAGAGACUACAAAUGUCGGAUAUGGUCUUAUUGGAGCUUAUGCUUUGGUUUACUUCGGCAUGGCAGUUGGUAUGGGCCAGUACCAGCAUAUGACAUACCGUGGAAUCACCAUGGUCCGAGGUGUCCUGGUCACUAUGCUCUACAAGAAAGCCACCAACACAACUAUCAGCAAUGCCGAUCCUGCCAAUUCUCUGACUCUCAUGAGCGCUGAUGUGGAGCGAAUCACUACCGGCUGGCAAACUAUGAACGAGAUGUGGGCCAACUCGUGCGAGAUUGCAAUCGCAAUCUACCUUCUGGAUCGUCAACUUGGAACCUCGUGUGUUGUCCCUGUUGGUGUUGCCCUUGCCGCAUUGAUCGGCUCUUUUAUUGGAAUGUCCUUUGUCGUGGCUCGCCAGGCACAGUGGCUCGAAGCUAUUGAGAAACGAAUCUCUUCCACCACUGGCAUGCUGGGCUCAAUCAAAGGAGUCAAGAUGCUCGGACUGCAGAACUCAUUCAUGAAAUUUGUUCAUGGGCUUCGUCUUGAUGAAAUCAAUAUCUCGAGAAAAUUCCGUAUCCUUCUGGUUUACAACAUGGCAUUCGCCUGGUUGACUCGCAUCUUUGCCCCUAUCUUCACAUUUGGUGUUUAUGAAGCUGUUUCCAGCAGCCCACUCACUAUCACCAAAGUCUAUACCGCCUUGGCGCUCUUCUCGCUUCUUUCAGACCCAUUGUUGACAUUGGUCAUGGCUCUUAUGUCAUUUGCCGGAUCAGUUGGUUCAUUUGCUCGAAUUCAAGAGUUCCUUGACAAGGAAGAUCACAGUGACCAGCGUCUGCACGCUCCUAUGCUUCCUUCCCUCGAGGACCUUGGUGAGGCCAAGCUGCUUUCCAAAGAUGGUGAUCUGGAUAUUGCCUCAACUCCAUCUGAUUCCCUCGAGUCAUUUAAGCGUAUCUCUACCGCCUCUUCCACCAACUCUGCAAUGGUCCAAAAUGCAACUUUCACCUGGGAUUCUGAGAAGGAACCCACUCUGAAGGACAUCAGCUUUACCGUCCCUCGUGGAAGCUUUACUAUGAUCAUUGGUCCUUCCGGUUGUGGUAAAUCCUCGCUGCUCAAAGCUCUCCUUGGUGAAAUGCCUUGCACAGAAGGUAAGGUCGAACUGGCUUCUGAAAGUGUGGCUUUCUGCGACCAAACCCCAUGGCAUAUGAAUGGUACCAUCAAAGACAGUAUUGUUGCCCUCUCGGGAUACGACCCUAGAUGGUAUGCUUCUGUUGUCCAGGCUUGUGCGCUUGAAGAGGACCUUGCACAAUUCCCCCGUGGGGAUCGUAGUAUUAUUGGAAGCAAGGGUGUUGCUCUCAGUGGCGGCCAGAGUCAGCGUAUUGCGCUCGCUCGCGCUGUUUACGCUCGCCGCAAGAUUAUUAUCCUGGAUGACGCCUUGAGCGGUCUCGACGCUACUACUGAAAACAACAUCUUCUACAACUUGUUUGGAACCAUGGGUCUUCUGAAGGAGAUUGGUACUUCCAUCAUCAUUGCCUCCUCAUCUGUGAAACGCCUACCUUACACCGAUGUCAUUGUCGUCUUGGAUAGUCAAGGACGUAUGAUGGAACAGGGAAGCUUCAGCGCUCUUAACAAGACUGGUGGAUACGUAUCCAGCUUCGGACUCACUGCACCUGACUGGGAUUACAAGCCCAAGCGGUUCUCUGACUCUCCCAGCUACAGUACUUUUGAUUCGAUUGAGAAUGAGAAGGAAGACCUAGACCCAGAGCCUGAAAAUCGCCCAACCGGUGGUGACCUUGGCAUUUAUCAUUACUACGUCAAUGCUAUCGGUUGGUUCCCCACACUGGUUUUUCUCGUUGCCAUGGCUGGUUUUGUCUUCUGCAUCUCGUUUCCCAGCAUCUGGGUUGAGUGGUGGGCAGAGUCUGAUACUGCCCACCCCAGGCAACGCGUUGGAUAUUAUCUUGGAAUCUAUGUAAUGCUUGGCUGUAUUGGCAUGAUUGCUCUCGUUGUAGGUGCCUGGCAAAUGAUCAUUGUCAUGGUCCCUAGGUCUGGCGAGUCUUUCCACCGUCGCCUAUUGACUACUGUUCUCAGCGCACCUAUGCUUUUCUUCUCCACAACAGACAGUGGCUCCAUUCUGAACAGAUUCAGUCAAGACUUGCAGCUUAUUGACAUGGACCUCCCUAUCGCCGCUAUCAACACCAUCGCUACUGUCUUCCUCUGCAUGGCACAGAUGGCUUUAAUCGGAGUUGGGUCAAAGUAUGCUGCUAUCUCCUUCCCAGUUGUUCUUGGUGCCCUCUUCAUUAUCCAGAAGCUGUAUCUCCGAACUUCUCGUCAGCUACGAUACCUCGACCUUGAGACAAAAGCACCUCUAUUCUCUCACUUCACCGAUUCUCUUCAAGGACUCGUUACUUUGAGAGCGUUUGGUUGGCAACAUGGCAUGGAACAGAAGAACAUUGAACUCCUGGAUAUCUCCCAACGCCCGUUCUACUACAUGUUUGCUAUUCAAAGAUGGUUGACUCUAUCUCUCGAUAUGCUAGUCGCUGGUAUUGCCAUUCUCCUCGUUGUUCUGGUUGUGGUCCUUCGUGGCACUUCUUUCAAUGCAGGCUCAAUGGGUAUCGCCCUUCUGAACGUGAUCCAGUUCAGCCAGACAAUCAAACUCAUGGUCACCUUCUGGACAAAUCUGGAGACCCACAUUGGUUCAAUUCAACGCAUCAAGGAAUUCACCGGUACAGUGGAGUCAGAGGACUUGCCCGGUGAAGAUGGCGAGAUUCCCCCGAACUGGCCUUCUCAAGGUGCUAUCAACUUCCACUCCGUUUCAGCAGCUUACAGACCCACUGAGCCAGUUCUCAACGAUGUGUCUUUAUCUGUGAAGGCCGGGGAGAAGGUCGGCAUCUGCGGCCGAACAGGAAGUGGCAAAACUUCCAUGAUUAUGACUAUAUUCCGCAUGAUCGAAUUGACAAACGGUGUUGUUACGGUGGAUGGAGAAGAUAUCUCUCGGCUCCCAAGAUCCGAGAUUCGAUCCCGCAUUAACGGAGUGUCACAAGAUUCACUCUUGUUCAAGGGCAGUGUUCGCCUGAAUGCCGACCCAACCGGCGUCUCCACCGAUAAAGACAUUCUAGCUGCAUUGAAGACCGUGCAACUCUUACCAGCCAUCCAAGAGAAAGGUGACUUGGAUACCGAGAUCGAUGAGAUCCACCUGUCUCACGGCCAGAAGCAGCUCUUCUGCCUAGCACGAGCAAUUCUUCGCCAGGGCAACAUCCUCAUUCUCGAUGAGGCGACCAGCAACAUCGACACCAAGACCGAUGAAAUCAUGCAACGCGUCAUCCGUGAGAAAUUCUGUAAUCACACAAUUAUCUCUGUAGCGCAUAAGCUCGAUACCAUUCUCGACUUUGACCGCAUUGUGGUGCUGGAGGCUGGCCGUAUCGUGGAAACGGGUGAACCGUACACGCUACUAACAGAACCCAAGUCUCACUUUAGCAAGCUCUACGCCAGCGCAAUGGCCUCAGAAGACUCGGAAUAA
This is a messenger RNA of Penicillium malachiteum, 4416 nucleotides long. RefSeq lists its product as uncharacterized. The transcript has 10 exons. Gene Ontology annotation, cellular component: membrane. The record is from RefSeq and is a predicted model, not a curated record. Gene Ontology annotation, biological process: transmembrane transport. Gene Ontology annotation, molecular function: ATP binding; ATP hydrolysis activity; ABC-type transporter activity. The coding region runs from base 1 to 4416 and encodes 1471 amino acids. Lineage: Eukaryota; Fungi; Ascomycota; Eurotiomycetes; Eurotiales; Aspergillaceae.